Messenger RNA from Brassica oleracea var. oleracea, 663 nucleotides. Its product is annotated as glutathione S-transferase T3-like. Bases 1 to 663 code for a protein of 220 amino acids. The record is from RefSeq and is a predicted model, not a curated record. The transcript has a single exon. Lineage: Eukaryota; Viridiplantae; Streptophyta; Magnoliopsida; Brassicales; Brassicaceae.
AUGGAAACUUUCCUUAUGAGAGUUUUCAUUCUGGAGCAUCAGAAAUCCCUCCUUUCAGUUCACAACAGUUUGAGGUUCCAACUCCACCUGAAGACACACCCGCGUGGGAAGAGACAGAAAUGGACACCAGCUGAUGAUGAGGUGAUAAUCAGUGUCUGGCUUAACACAUCCAAGGAUGCUAUUGUCGGCAAUGGACAAAAGUUACAUAAUUUCUGCAAAAGAGUUGGCGAAUAUUUCGCUGCAAGUCCUCAUGGUACAGACGGUGGUGCAAAGAGGGAUCAUAAACAUUUGAAGCAGCGGUGGCACAAAAUAAAUGAUCUAACCAACAAGUUCUGUAGCGCAUAUGCAGCCGCAGAGAGACAAAAUUGCAGUGGUCAAAACGAGAAUGAUGUUCUCAAGGUGGCUCACGACAUCUUCUACUCUGAUCACAAGAUCAAGUUUAACCUUGAGCAUGCAUGGUGUGUGUUGAGGUAUGACCAAAAAUGGCUUAACCUUAACCCUCCUAAGGCUAGUGGGAGUUCAAAGAGAAAAGAUUGUGUCGAAGGUUCCCAAGCAUAUGUCAAUGUUGGUGAUAAUGAGACCCGCCCUAAAGGUAUCAAGGCUGCAAAAGCAAGAAGGAAUACGGCUCAAGGGAAGACUGUUAUAAGAGCAUUUGGGAAAUGA